Drosophila willistoni is the source of this 2334-nucleotide messenger RNA. RefSeq lists its product as uncharacterized. The record is from RefSeq and is a predicted model, not a curated record. The coding region runs from base 815 to 2182 and encodes 455 amino acids. The transcript has 2 exons. NCBI's taxonomy places the organism in Eukaryota, Metazoa, Arthropoda, Insecta, Diptera, Drosophilidae.
UUCAAUUACAUCAAAUUCUCAACAACAAUUUCGUUUUCUUUGUUUGAACAAAAUUAAACAGGGUUGGCUAUUCCACAUGUUGUAAUAACAAAUGAAAAAUUAUCUUAAAAAACAAAAACAACGAAACGUAGAUCACACACAUUUACACAACGUAUUUGCCAGCUCUGUGGUUUUAUUUGGCCAACCGCAAAAUUCUUUGACAUCAGCAGAAAAACAACAACAAAAAACAACAACCACAGAACAGAAGACCAAAAAUAAUAACAACAACAAAAGGAGAAAACUAACUCUUGAGCAAAGUGAGGCAAAGCCAACGGAAAUUGUUAACCUUUUGGGGAUAUCAAACAUUUACGAUUGCGUGGCACAGCGGCAGCGGCAGCAGCAGCAGGAACAACAUUUAAGUUUUUAUCAGCAGCAAAAUAAAGUUUUGGUUUACGGAUUGCCUAACAGUAUAACCAAAUACAACCACCCACCCUCCCACCUAUUCCCAGCUCCCACUCCGGACUGCCUUUUGCCCUGUGCCACAAGUGCUCACUGCGGCAGCCCAAAGGACGGCCAAAAAGAUUUGAAGCAACAUUUGUUUUCCUUUUCUUUUAUACGCUUGUUCUAAAAACUUUUAUCCUUUUCAAUUUUAUUUUCUGUGGAGUACUUUUUGAAGGAUUUAAAUUUCGUUUGCCUCUGGUGCUUUUCUGCGGUGCGUUUCUGUGUGUGUUGUGUGUGUGUGUGCCCCAUUCCGCCCGCCACCUAUCAUCCUCCCCCACUCCUGGUGCUGGCAAUCGUGGGAGCGGUAGCAUCAACUAUUUCGCGGUCAGCCACAAUGAGCAAGAAGAAGAGCAGCGACCACAAGUCAAGUGGACACGCAAAGCCACCUGCCAUCCCAGGCACAUCUCAUGCAUUCAAUAAUGACAACGAUGCCAGCUUAUCGGGCAUGGAGGACAUAGCACAUGGCCUGAGUGCAGGUGUCCCCUUUAUUCUGGUCGAUGGAGUGGCUGUGGCCACUCGAACCCGACUGGACAAGUCUCUGGCCCGGCAAGAGGGCGAGCGUAUGACUAAAGCGAUGAGGGAAUGCGAACAUUUGAUUCAACUGGAGUCCAUCGUCCCACCUCCCGAACUUGAUGCGACUUUCACAGGAACGCCAGCCACUGCAGCUGCGGCCAUGGCCUCACUAAAGGCAAUCGAGGAUGAGCUUAAAUUCCAGAAUGAUAUGCAAGAUCUCUGCUUACCCAUGCUUCUGCUUGAAUACAAGAAUGAACUUGUAUCAGACUCGGAAGCGCCCACUGUCCAUUCCUCAAACAACGAGAUUUCAGAGACUUCAGUUUCAAAAACUGCUGAUGCCCAAAACCUUACGCUGGGUCAGACCACCUCAAAUUUGGACCACAUACGCAGCAAGCUAGAGGAGUUGCGUCAUCAGCAGGAGAAAAUGCUACAAGUUUCCUCUGGUUUUUCCGAACGACCUAGCAUCAGAAGGCAGGCCACCUUUGACAUCAAGCGAGUGUCAAAUGACGUUCAUCGGGAGGGAUUAGAUGGUCCGCUCAGCCUUCAAAUCCCUAUGCAACAAAGCAACAAGUCUCCGAAGUCGGGAGAUUCCGCUUCGACAUCAAAAUUUUCCAAGAUACCCCUUUAUCAUACUGAUAGCAAGCUAACUUCACAUGUGCCCCCAGAACAGACUAAUACUUGCCCAAAAGAUCUUGAAAGUUGUCAUAUUAUAAAUCAAAUUGGAGAUUUAAUUAUGCAAUAUCAACAGAAGCAACGUCAUCUGCAAAACUUUGGAAAGAAACCCACCUAUUCCUACUUGGUCACUAUCAAUCCAGAAGCUGCAGUUAACAAAUGCAUCCUGCGGCCAAUUGAUAAUCCCAAUUCACUUAUCGAGAAAGAACAGAAUUUGCUAUUAACAGAGUCUCGAUCGAAUGUCACUAUUGCAAUGCCAGCUUUAGGAAAUCCCACUAUAAACAUAUUCUCUCCAAGAUCAACCAAUAGAUUUGAUACUACUAAUCCAUCCCUUCGUUCCCUUAAGACUGAGGCAAUUGAAAAUGAAAGAAACACUAAGAAAUUGCCACGCCUCUCGGCGCAGAGUAAACGGAAUUGUUCUGGAAUCAUGUUGGGCUUGCUGGAUAUACCACGAACGUCUCCCACUUUAAAGGGCAUACAACGAAGAUCACGAGCUUCAAACAACCCUCAAUAUUAGUCAUUUUGGAUGCAUUUAAAAACACAUUUCUAGAGUUUUCAUCAAGAAGAUUAUCUAAUGCAAAGUGUCCUUAAUCUCUCCUCUUAUUCGCAUCGAGGGCAACUUAUGCUGAAAUGUUAGUUAAAGUAUUAAAAAAUUAAAGUUCAAAUAUA